CGAUAUCAGUACUGAGUACCGAGGCCGAGAGUAGUAUCAGUAUCAGUAUCAGAAGAACCUACUCACUACUUAGUAUAUUAAUUAUUAAUCAGUUAAGUUAACACAAAGUGAUAAUUUAAACUGUUGUUUUAAUUUAGCAUUUCGUAAAAUGGAUUUGAUUGUGGAAAGAUAGGUACUUUGACAGAAAUUUUCAACUUCGUCCUAUUGCCAUAAAUUCAUAAAUCAUAAAUGAUAUCUUUGAGUUUAAGUAAAGGGCUAGCUAUUUUUAAGAGCUUUGCAGCUGCCCUUUGCAAAAACACCAAUUUCAUCUUUCUAGAUUUUAUAGAAACGAAGUUAUGAUUAUUUUUUGGUGAAUUUUUUAUACCCCAUUAUUUAUCGUUGUAUUUAUUAACUCAAACUGUGAAAACUUGUGACCGACUUUCCAAAUUUCUGCCUUAUUUUGCCCACAACUUUUUAUUUUUAAAGAUAAUACUCAAUGCAGUUGCAUUGUAUAUACCACUCUUACUUAAAACUCUAAAUACUGUAGUAUGAGUAGACAUUUCAGUUUCAAAAUAGGUCUAGUUUUACUUGUAACUUUGGCUUAACUUAAAACUUAAAUUUAAAUUAAAGACCUGAGUGAGUCAACUUUAGUAUAGGUUUUAUCAUUAUUGUUUCUUCCCUAGGCCUAACCUUUAAUUUUAAUUAAAUAGUUACUACAAUUCAAUUCAAAAAUUGGAGGGGGGGGGGGGUGACAAUUAGCAUUAGAAGUAAAUGAUCUUUACCUUGUAUGUUAUGGUAAUUUAUAUUUAGGCACCUAUCUUAUGGCUUGUCAAUUUACAUAGAAUUUCUAUUAGAAAUAAAUAAUUUAUAUCUUUAAUAAUAUUAAUAAUAUAAUUAUAAUAUAUGCAUAUAAUAUUGACACUAUAGUGUAGGCGUAGGGUAUGGAAAGUAGUAUUAGUAUAGGCCUACUGAUUCAAGCAACUGACUCUUGAUCUCAGUGAAACUCUUUGUUUAAAUGUAAAACCUAGUAUAGUAAAUAAAGAAAUUUUCAUGAGCAUGGGGCCAAUUGAUAUAAAAAAGGAAAUUUUCUUAAAAACAAAUAGAACAAAUAUUGUAGUAGUAGUAGUAGUGUGGUGUAAAUUACAUGUGGGCAUAAUUUAUUUACAACAAAAAUAAAUACACUAGAAUGUUUCACUUUCAGAAUAUUGUUUGCUCAUCAACAAUUAUAACCUUUAAAUACCAGGGUAUAGUUUGCACUACAGACUACAGACUACAGACUUAUGUUUUUGGCCUAUUAUUAAUAUACAUUGAAAUAAACCUACACAAUUUUUUUAAUGAAAAUUUUAUGUCCACAAUAAAGUUGAAUUCAUUAGUGUUUUAAUCAGUGUUAUAUUAAAUUAUAUAUUGUACAUUUUAGAACAAUGCAUUUAGAUUUUAUUUUAGAUUUUCUCAUAUUCUUUCCUUUUAACUUAUACAAGUUUGUUUUGUAGUUGCAAACAAACAGGCUAAACAAUGUCAGUAAUUACUAAGAUACCAGAACCUAAUCUCUGGGAAGAGAUUUGCAAAGGUAAACUUUAAUAUAUUAAUUAAUGAUCUUAUUUAUUUAUGUCUUUAAAUUUGUUAAUCCGAAUUUAUUUAAAAUUUGCUUUAAUGCUCAAUAAAUAGUAGGCCUAUUUUAAAAUAUCGUAUUAAAUUGGACAUUAAAAAAAAAAAAUAUUAACUAUUAAAACUAAAAGGAUGUUAAAUGUCAAUUUUUAUGGCAAAAACCAAUAAUGGAUAUCAUAUGUAGGCUACAUUAAUGAUUGCGGCUAUUCGGAUCAGGUCCGAGAAGUGAGAGUUUGGGUUUAUUAAAAAAUAUUUAAAAACUAUUGUAGGGUUUGUAAGACAAAAUUAGGUAUCAAAUGAAAGAUAAUUGAAUGGACUAUAUUUUUGUAAACUUUCUUCUUCAGCUUAACUAAAAAUAAAACUACCGGUAAAACAAAUGACAUCCAAAUAGCAUUUAGUCAAAAUGGACCCGGACACGCAACGCCACUUUUCGGACCCGGGUCCCUUUAGACUCAAUACUCUUCAGAUGUCAUUUUUGGUAGUUUAUUUUAGUUAAACUGAAGAAGUUUACAAACAUAUAGUCCAUUCAAUUAUCUUUCAGUUGAUACCAAAUUUGUCGUACAACCUAAAAAUAAUUUUUUUUUAAAAUUUUAAUCCCAACCUCUCACUUCUUGGACCUGGGUCCAAAUAGCCACUUUGUACAUUAGCUUAUAAUUAUACAUGUAUAAAAAUAAAUUAUGUGGGGGGAGGACAGUUGACUUGGUCAAUCCUGAAGUCAAAAUGCAAUGAACAAAGUAUCACCAAUUUUUAAUCUAUUGCACAUAGAAUUUGCUUCACAAAGGCCACCGUUUGAAGAAGAUACAGACAGAGCAUCAGUUGCUACUGAUUACAGUGACUAUGAUCCAGCCAGACACAAUCCAGUCUUCUAUGGCAAGAUGUUUACCAAAGUUGAGAUUGAUGAAGAUGUGAGUGUUGAGUUUGAUCCAGCUAUUAGUCAUCCAUCUUGUCUUGGUUACAGUUUUGCUGAGAAACCAGUUAAAAAGGAAACUUCUGAGCCCACCACCCUUCCUGAUUAUCAUACAUGUAAGAAUCUCAGAAUAUAAACUAAAUUGAAACAUGUUUUGUUUUUAGUGUGCCAGAGUAUAGUACACAGAUAUUGUUAACUAAUUUAAAUAAAGUUUUGUUUUAUUAUUUACAUAUAGGCAAUAUAGGCUUAUUUACAAAUUUAUUCCACUUCCUUUAUCUUUAUUUUAAUGACUUGAUUGCGGUGCACCUUAUCUAAUUAAUAGUAAACAAAAGUAUUAUAAAAAUUGUUUUGAUAAAAAUUCAACAAAUUAUAUUAUGUACCCAUGCUUUAUGUCAUAUAAUUACUUGUUUAUAAGUUUCACUCAAACUAAUUAAUUUGAAAAGCAAUAAAUUAUUGAAAAUUAGCAUAAAUAAUUUUUUAAAAUCUUAUUGAGUCUUCAAUGUAUAACGAGAGUAAAAAUCAGCAUCACUUUCAUUUGUUUUGUUUUCUUCUUGUGAAGGUCCAGCAACAGAUUACUUAAAUCAUUAUAUAUAUCCAUGGCUUCUUCCAGCAUUAGAGGCAAUGUUAAAAAAAGCAAAGCUAGAAAAAUGUUUUGAGGUAAGAGUUAGAGAGCUUAGAAAAAAUAAUAAAUGAUGGGGAGUUUAACCUGACAAUUGGGAUAUAUCAACCAUACAUAGAGAUAGGAUGCACAUAAUAAUUUCUGGAUAUUGUUUAACACUAAAUCUUUUAUGUGAUUUGUUAAAACAAUUUUUCAUGAAGACACUCUUACAAAGGCACGGCUCCACAUUUUAACAUGAGGAGCAUAAUUGACAUAUAUUUUGUUCAUGAGCUUUUCAUGUUAGAAUGUCAGACAGUAAACAAAUAUUACUAAUAUAAUCAGUUCCUAUAGUUCUCCUCUGGUAAUUAAUUUGUAUUCACAAUAACUAAUUAACUGGGCCAUUAUUAUAGUUUUAUAAAGUGUUGGUUAUAUUUUAGGAAGCUAUUCAUGAGGAUGUGAGAUAAUCAUUUUUGUUGUCAAUGAGGUUACAAUUUUAUCAGGGCUGCAGAAGAUGAACUAUAUUUUACAAAUGAAUGUCACUAAACAACUGCACUGGAGUUGAUUUCUCUUAUUAAGUAAAUAUAAAAACUGGCAGAAAUUUUCACCAUCAUUUCUUAUUUUAUUGAAUGCUAUCAUUUAUUGCCAAGGCAAAAGUGAAUGAUAUUUUUAUAGCUCAAGAUUUUUAAUCUGUUUCUAUCACUCUGCAGCCCUAAACAUUUAAUUGCUUUAUGGGUUUUAGCUUUUUAAGCUUUUGUUCAAAUUUAUAGAAAACAAUGUAUGUGUUGAAAAUUCACAGUUUUUUACAAUAACAAAUAAUUUGUUUGAGAUUUUUAUUUCUAACAUGUGCAGGUAUUAUACUCAUUAUUAAAAUGUUGCUGCAUUUAGGCCUACUCUUACUCUUAUGCUCACUUUUCUGAAAAAUUAAGAAUACAUUUUAUUUUCAAGCCAAAAUCUAUAAUUUAAAUCAGGGCUACUGAUAGUUUCAGCACAAUUUUUCCUUUUAUAAAGUAUUAAGUUGUUAUGCUGCUAAGUAAUUUCUUGAUAAAGUGAUUAUAUUAAUAAAUGUUAAGUAAAUUAUUUCAGUUUACUUAAGGUCAUGGCAUUAAAAAAAAGAGUUACAUUGCAUGAGUGAAUUUGGAAUUAAUAUUUAAUGAAUCUAUUCAAACAACACAAGUAUAAAUAUAAAUAUAUCAUAGCUUAAGUGGAGUAUUUAAUAAAACAAACAUGUCCAUACUUCACAGUGGCAUUAACUAUUUCUAAGCAUUAGCAACUUACUAUUAGUAAAGUAUAUGUUUCUAAUUAAGAAGUUUAUUAAAAAUUAUUUACAUUACCAAUUAUUAUAAACUAUUAAUCAAUAUAAAUGUUUGAAAAUCCUUUAGAGAAAAAUUAUUAUAAAUGACAAUUUUUUAUUUUGAUCAGAGAAAAAGAACCAAGUUCAAUGCAUCAGAUUUUUUAACUGAACAUUUAUACAGGUGGGUAGUAUUUAUGCUUUGUUUUAGGAACACAACUUUAUUUAGUGGUCUUUUAUUAUACCAGGUACCUCUAAUAUUCAAUAUUAUCCAGACUUUUAUUUGAACAGUUUGAAGGAUUUUUACUUUUAACUCCAAUGUAAACACACAUAUUAUUGCAGGUUUACUUUGGGUUACUUGGGGUUACUUCAGGUGAUUUUAUGAAAAGAAAUUUGGAUAAUUUUUUUUUUAAACACUACAAAGAUAAAUGUGAAUAUGGAAAUAUGGCUUUGUCUUAUAAUAAUAUGAUCAUUCUAUUUUCAUUGGAUUUAUCUUAUGCAACAAUUUUUUUAUAACUAUCUUAUAGCAACAACCCAUACAAGAAAAAUGAAGAUAGGCAAAAUAUUCAAUUGUUAGAUAUUCCUUUUGUCAAGGCGUGGCUUAAGGAUCAGUAAGUAGUCAAGUUCAUCAGAAGCCUGAAAUUAUUAGUCUUUAAUUUUAUGAUAAUUAGUAACAAAUAGCCCAUGAAAAAAAGUAACUAAAUUAGGACAUGUAAAAGGUGCGUGAGAAAAUAAAUUGUAUUCUGUCAAGUAAAAGUUAAUUUACCUGUUCAUUACUAGCCCACGCCCACCUUUACCCAAGUCAUUAAUCUGGACAGAUGAUGAAGCAGCACUUAGAAUUCAGUGCUUCUGGAAGGGAUACUUAGUAAGUAUAAUUAUAAUCCUAACAUUCGUAAGGAAGUAUAAUAAGUACCUAAACCAUGCAAUGAUUUAUAUCAUAUUACUGUUGACUAUACCAAGUGCUUACAAAUAUUAAAAAAAACUGUUGUUCUCAGUUGCCAAAAGAUUUAUAAAAUAUUGUAUUUUUUUUUUCUUUGGUAACUAAUCUUGACCAAAUUUUUAAAGGUUCGCAAGGAACCAGAAAUUCAAGAACUUCGCAUUUGGCAAAGGGAGUGGAGGGAAGAAGGUACAGGAAUUAAAAGGAAAGUAAAUGAGUUCUGGGACAAGAAGAUGCCAGAUGGCGAUGACAGUUUAUCAGUACCGAUAUCUCAAGACAAUGAAAUUUACUUAUUUAAGGAAAUAAUAAUUCCUUCACCAGAGCAUUCAGAAACAAAAUUAGAUCAGUCAGACACUUAAAUAGCUGUUUAAUAAAUCAAUUUUUCUCCAAGAAGAAUUCAUUUACCAUUGAAAUAUUUUAAUAUUUAUUAAUUCUUAUCUUUCAAUGAUAUAUAAAAUCUUCUGAAUCUUGCUACUACUAUUAUUACCAGAGUUACUACUAUGAAGCAUACCAUUACAAAAGAAGAGAGUAAUGUGCAUCCAAACUAGUAGUCUGUAAAAAGCAUCAAUGGAUUUUUUUUUUAAUUACUUCAACACAUUUCAGGGACAAAAGGCUGCAAAUCUUUAAAAUGUGCAAACAAGAAUAAUUUGCUUUUAAAAAGUUAUACACUCGAAAAGGUUCCAUAUUUAAAUAUUUUUAUGCUGAUCCUAUAUUAUUUUAAAUACUCUUUAUACCAGGUACCUAGUUAACCCAGUACUAAAAUUCUAAAAAAAAUUUUUAAAUAUAAUAAUUGGUGUCUCUAAAUAAAGAAUCUGUCAAGAUCAUAACAUUGUUUUGUUUUUUAAAAUAUGAAAUAAUUGCAAUUUUACUUAUCAGCCCACAAAACUUUAAUGAGAUGCACAAUGGCUAUUUCAGCUAUUUUAAAACACAUGUUCACAUCAUUAUUAAAAAAAUGGACAGGUGUAAGAUUAUUUCCAUUAAUAUUUUUGUAAAUAAUAUAUAUCUGUUCUUAAAUAAAUACAUGAAAUCGCAUCAAUGAUUAUCUUGGUCUCUUUGAGUCAAUCAUAAUAAAUUAGUUUGUGAAUUAUACUCUGUUGUUGGGUUGAUCCAGAUAACUGGUAGGCCUAAUUACCCCAUUUGGCAAUGAAGCCCAUUAAAAGGCUUUGUUUUCUCCUAACAAAUCGGCUGAUGAACAUUUGAAUAUAAUUUCUCUAACCCAGCUGCAAGAUUCAAAUGUUUUUGAAUGGGAUGGUUGCCAACGAUAUUUUUUUUUUUUACAAAGUCAAACUAAUAAUUACUUAUUUUUAUUCCCU
Lymnaea stagnalis (great pond snail) is the source of this 6627-nucleotide messenger RNA. The record is from the annotation of a GenBank genome assembly. NCBI's taxonomy places the organism in Eukaryota, Metazoa, Mollusca, Gastropoda, Lymnaeidae.